Messenger RNA from Aspergillus calidoustus, 1278 nucleotides. The record is from the annotation of a GenBank genome assembly. Lineage: Eukaryota; Fungi; Ascomycota; Eurotiomycetes; Eurotiales; Aspergillaceae.
AUGAGUUCCCUUAUGCACCUACUCUCGUCCCAUGUGAAAAGAGCCCGCGCUUCCAGUCUGAGGAAGAAGGCUGAAAACGAAAAGCGCACCACAUCGAGACAUAGGGUGUUUCCGUCUUCUUCCUCACUGUCUGUUGUCGCUAAACUUCCCCCGAUUCCAACGUCCUCCCCGUGGGAUCUCCUUCCGGUCGAACUCCAGAUCACAAUAUUCGCCCACUGCGGUGUCACGGACUUUCUUCCCCUCAAACUCGUCUGCAAAUCCUUUAAUCAAGUCCUCUCCACGCAUGAGCAAUUGAUCGCACGCCAAUACCUCCGCCAGCGCCGCCACGGAACUCUCCCGUCGCCGAUAGACAAUCAAAAAACAUAUACUCGAAAUCCGGCAGACGAUGUAGUUCUCUUGUCGGACCUCUUCCCACCCGCGAAGAGCGCCAAGGGUGGUCAUCUGUAUACUUUUCGCUAUGUGCAUAGCCUUCGUCGGCGGCAGAAGCUCUGUUCGAAAUUGUGCUACUAUCUGGCGGACCGUGUGAUGGACCGAUUUGUACACAGUGAGCCAGUCUACAUGAAGAAUAGAUUCCCUUCAAGGGUAGACCGAAAUGAAUUCAUGAAGAGAGCAACUGGGAGAAUCUGGUUUCAUCUCUCACCACUCAUGUAUUACGCUUUGUACUUUCUCGAAGCCUACGCGGAAGCUCGGCGCGAACAGACAAAUAUUCUUUUGCACGACUUCGAGGCUGGACGACUACCUGUACCAAUACCACCGCAUGUCCGCAAAGACAUGCAUCGCGUACUGCAGCAGAAGAUUGUGCAAGCGCCACCGUUUACAGAUACUUCAACGCUCCUAUCGACACACCAUUGCAUGCAGCUCUUAGUCCACUAUUUGCAAUUCACCGUACCUCCCGACGAGCCGGUAGUCUCAGAUGACAGUUGGAUCGGCUCCUUGCUAACGGUGUCGCCAUUUAUCCGAAUCGUGGAAUACUUUUCAGCGGAAAUCGGAGACGGUGGCAGCCAGCGCAUGCAGCGGAGAGACUUCAUGAAAAAAUUUCACAAUGAUAUCAUGAUGUACGAAAAGGACGACAUGAACUCGUUGGUAUUUGAAAGUGCACCGCAUGUACACCUUCAUGGCGCUGUGCAGGACGUCUGGUUUGACGUUGUCAAGGCUGAGCUGGCAUCAAGAAGGGCUCGGAACCAUGACAUGGAAAGCGUUGUGGUCUCGGACAAUCUGCCUAUCGUAUUCGGCUGCCCUGACUGCCGACCUCCAAUGCAUGGGGAGUGGCAUACAUGA